CCAUUUUGGCUCAGGACCAUGCGAAUUGAGGGAUGGAUGUCAGCACUGGUGAGCUUUGUGCCAUGGAGUUGCGUGGUAUUCUUCGCCAUCGGGCUGACCACUGCGGCCUGCAUCAUUGGAACACAACCCUUUGGGGAUGGCAAUGCCCUCUGGGUAGUGCGAGCAGAUCGGGGACGGGCGACGAUCGACACGGCAGGCAACGCUGGCGCACCUUGGCCGCGAGCCCAAGAGCCUCCGCUGCCAGAGGGGGCCUCGUCCGCCAGCGGUGGCGCGACCCAACGGCUGGACCUUGCCUCGCAGCAUCGGCCGCACGAGCGAACGAUGGCCUCCACGACAGUGUGGCUCUGGCAAGCCACUGAGGUCGCCACCAUCUCUCCUGCGAAGAUUACGAUGUUCAGGCCGCUGUUCUUUUCGCUGAGGUCCUCGCUCGAGGCGGCUGGGGCCACUGUGGUCGAGAAGUUCGGCGAGGACAGAGCGUGGCACUCCACGGAGGUCAGACCCGUCGCCCAGAACCGUGCGAGGAGGGCGAUGGUCGUCGUCACGACGUACCAGUGGACAUCCUGCAUGGGCAUGAAAGAGUUGGCAGACCUGGGUGUGUUCGUCGUGGCUUACCAAACCGAGCCGUUCACAGGAGUCAGGUCGAAGAAGCCCGAUAAUAAGCCCGAUGUGAGGUUCGUGGCGCAGUUCAUGUGUGGGUGCAAGGCUAGGGAAGUGUGGGAUUAUUCGAGAGCCAACCUUGCACAGUUUUCGAAGGAUGGACUUGUCUUGGAUUCGCUGAGUGUGGGCAGCGACGUAGUGGCUCGAUGGGUCCCGCCUGGGUACACCGCUCUUUUGGAAGGAAGUGCCGACUUGUGGAGCAAGACAAGAAAGGACGACAAGCUGGCUUUCCUUGGCAAGCUGAAAUCUCGACCCGACGGUGUCCUGAAUUCUCUCCACCAGACACCAUUUUGGAAAGGACGCGUACAUGAGGAGGGAAACGUUUGGAAUAUCCAGAAUUUGGGACGAUUUGUCAGCGAGUAUCCCAUGCAGCUGAUUCUGCACAAGAACCAGAUGUGCUGCCCUUCCGACAACGUUCUGGAAACGUUCCGGCUAGCCCAGCUGCUGCCGAACAAGGCGUGUGUGAUAUCUGCCGCCGUGCACCCUCUGGACGCCGACGGCUGGGGCGGCAUCGUGCACUUCUUCGGGAACAUGUCGGAGGCGGAGGCGGUAGUCAGCGGGCUGCGCAAGGAUGUGCGUGCGUGCCAGCGCCGCAGCUACGCCCUCUACAAGGCCAGGUUCGACUCGUCGAAGAUACUCGCUGAAUCUGGUUUUCUCGACAUGUGGAAUGGUGGCGCGCACUGA
This is a messenger RNA of Prorocentrum cordatum, 1341 nucleotides long. NCBI's taxonomy places the organism in Eukaryota, Dinophyceae, Prorocentrales, Prorocentraceae. The record is from the annotation of a GenBank genome assembly.